UCCGGUCCGCAAGCCCUUCCUAGCCUUCAGGUCCCGGUUCCUUCCAAACUCCGAAUUCUGUGUUCUUUCCGAGCCCUCCCGCGGAGGGAGGGGCUGUGGGUGACGCCAUGACCCAGGAGCUGACCCGCGCGCGCAAGGACCACAUCCAUCCAGAUUAUAUGACGAUUUAGACAUGGGAAGACUGCGAGGAAAUAGUCAACCGGAUGACGUAAUGUUUGGGGUGGCGUCGCAUUCUGUGAUUUCUGCACGGCAUCACUGACAUUGGGGCUUAGUUUGAAAAAGCGCAAACGGAUCGACCCUUCUAGGUUCCGCUCCGACUCGAAGAGGUUCUGCUGCAAGUGCCCACCACGCUGAGGCUGUUCUUUAUAUUUGCAUAAGGGAACAGCAGCUCAAGCUUCCAGCGGCCAAUAGGGAGUGAGGGGGCGGAGACGCACCUGGGAUAGUCACCCCUCCAGUGGGAAAGCCCGGAGGCAGGCUGGCUGCUCUCUAAGCGACAGUGACGGAGGCCAAUCGUUUUUGAGAUGUGCAGAUGGGGCAGGUGGACCUCGGCGCAGCCAAUGAGGAGCGGCAUCUUGAGGGGGCCUAGGCCCCGUGCCCAAUGAGGACAAGAGGACCGUGCGGGGCCAGCUCCGAGCGGCAGUACCUAAGGCCAACCCCGCGCGGGGCUGGGAGGGGCGCAGCGCUGAACGACGGGGGUGCGGGCCAAUGGCGAGUGCGAAAGCGGGCAGCCCAGGCCCGGAGCGCUGAGGGAGCGGAGGGAGGGGGGAGGCUGAACCGGAGAGAAGCAGGAAGUAGCGGCGGCCGUCGGGAGGGCGGCGGCGGCCGUGGCGGCUGGAGCCGGGUAGAGACCGCCGGGUCUCGGCCCGCACGAGGAGCGGAACAGGUCUGGGACCUGCCGCUAUGGGGGACAUGAAGACCCCUGAUUUCGAUGACCUCCUUGCUGCCUUUGACAUCCCUGACCUUGAUGCGAAUGAAGCCAUCCACUCUGGGCCAGAAGAAAGUGAGGGGCCAGGAGGCCCAGGGAAGCCAGAACCCAGUGUGGGGAGUGAAUCUGGAGACACAGAAGCAGCCUCUGCUGGGGAUGACCCUGGGGUUCCAGCCCAGGCUUCUGACCAUGGCCUGCCACAGCCAGACAUUUCCAUAGUCAGCGUCAUAGUCAAGAACACUGUGUGUCCUGAGCAGUCUGAGGCCCUGGCUGAGGGUUCAGAAGGGGACGGGGCCCAGGCUGUGGGGUUGACUAAGGAAGGGUCUGUGGAGCCUCAUCCAAUGCAAAAUGGUUUUGGGGGCCCUGAGCCAUCCCUCCCAGGAAACCCUCACUCUCCAGCUCCUCUCAUUGAGGGUACCUGGAAAGAAAAAGCCAUGGAAGGCAAAGCUCCCUUGGACCUCUUUGUGAAUUUUGGGCCCGAGCCAGCGGAGCACCCAGAUCCCCUACCUCCAUCUGCACCGUCCCCUCCUCAGGAAGGGGCCGUGACCCCCCCUCCUUUCCCCUCUCCCUUUGAGCUGGCCCCGGAGAAUGGCCCAGGCCUGCUGUCAUCUGGUUCUUCCCCACCACUGGGGGCCUUGAAACAGGGCAGCUGCAGCCCCCCUCAGCCCCAGGGUGUAGCCCAGGGAGCCUCAGGCUCUAGCCCCGAAGCCGCGAACAUCCCUGCCAGCGCCUCGCCUCCCCAGGUUGCUGGAGUGCCCUUCUUCAAGCAGUCUCCAGAGCAUGAGAGCCCUCCUGCCUCCCCCAAAGUACCUAGCUGUAGGCCCCUGAAGGAAGAAGAUGAUGAGGGGCCGGUGGACAAGUCUCCCCGGGGAAGUCCCCAUAGUCCUUCUAGUGGAGCUGAGGCUGCAGAUGAGGACAGCAAUGACUCCCCUGCCUCCUCCAGCUCCUCUAGGCCUCUUAAAGUGCGGAUCAAGACCAUUAAGACAUCCUGCGGGAGUAUCACAAGGACUGUAACCCGGGUCCCCUCAGACCCUGAUCCCCCUGUCCCCGUGGUUGAGGGGGCCUUCCUGGCUGAGGCUAGCCUCCUGAAGCUGUCCCCUGCAACACCAGCCCCUGAGGGUCCAAAGGUGGUGAGCGUACAGUUGGGUGAUGGUACGAGGCUGAAGGGCACCGUGCUCCCUGUGGCCACCAUCCAGAAUGCCAGUACUGCCAUGCUGAUGGCAGCCAGCGUGGCUCGCAAAGCUGUGGUUCUGCCUGGGGGGACCGCCACCAGUCCUAAGACGAUUGCUAAGAAUGUGCUGAGCCUGGUACCCCAAGCCCUGUCCAAGGUUGAGGCGCGGGCAGGGCUGGGGACAGGGGGGCAGAAGGUGAAUGGUGCCUCAGUGGUGAUGGUGCAGCCUUCAAAGACGGCCACUGGGCCAGGUUCCGGGGCUGGCACAGUGAUCUCACGGACCCAGUCCAGCCUGGUGGAGGCCUUCAACAAGGUCCUCAACAGCAAGAGCCUGCUGCCUGCCUACAGGCCAAACCUGAGCCCACCGGCAGAGGCUGGUUUGGCCCUGCCUCCGACGGGCUACCGCUGCCUUGAGUGUGGGGACGCCUUCUCACUGGAGAAGAGUCUGGCACGGCACUAUGACCGCCGGAGCAUGCGCAUCGAGGUCACCUGCAACCACUGUGCCCGCCGCCUGGUCUUCUUUAACAAGUGCAGUCUGCUCCUGCAUGCCCGCGAGCACAAGGACAAGGGCCUCAUCAUGCAGUGCUCGCAUUUGGUCAUGAGGCCUGUGGCCCUUGACCAGAUGGUGGGGCAGCCGGACAUCACGCCCCUGCUACCUGUGGCUGUCCCACCUGUCCCUGGACCUCUGGUCUUGCCUGCCUUAGGCAAGGGUGAGGGGGCCAUCACCUCCUCUACCAUUAUAACAAUUGCUGCUGAGGCCCCUAUUCUGCCGCUCUCAGCAGAGCCUCCUGUUGCCCCUGCCACCUCUGCUUACACGUGCUUUCGCUGCCUGGAGUGCAAGGAGCAGUGCCGGGACAAGGCUGGCAUGGCAGCCCACUUCCAGCAGCUCGGACCUCCUGCCCCUGGGACCACUAGCACUGGUCUUCUGUCUCCUGGCACCUGCCUUUCAGAGGGCCUCUUGGGGAGCUCUCCCAUCUCUCCUGCUGCAUCCCUCAGCCCUGUCGUGUUGGCAGACUCAGCCCUGAGGUGCCCCAGCUGUGCAGUGGUGUUUGGGGGUAUGAAUUCUGUCAAGUCCCACAUCCAGGCGUCGCACUGCGAGGUUUUCCACAAGUGCCCCAUCUGCCCCAUGGCCUUCAAGUCUGCACCCAGCGCCCAUGCCCACCUCUACAGCCAGCAUCCUAGCUUCCUCACGCAGCAGGCCAAGAUGAUCUACAAGUGCGGCAUGUGUGAUACGGUCUACACUCACAAACCCCUCCUCACCUCACACUUUGACCAGCACGUGCUGCCCCAGCGUGUCAGUGUCUUUAAGUGCCCAUCUUGUCCUCUGCUCUUUGCCCAAAAAAGGACCAUGCUGGAACAUCUCAAGAACACCCAUCAGUCUGGGCAUGUGGGGGAGGAGCCUGCUGGGAAAGGAGCCGGGGGUGCCCUUCUGACCCCCAAGACUGAGCCCGAGGAGCUGGCUGUGUCUCAGGGGGGGGCAGCCCCUGCUACUGAGGAAUCAUCUUCAUCUUCAGAAGAGGAGGAACUACCCAGCUCCCCUGAGCGUCCCCGCCCAACCAAACGGCCCCGGCGGGAAGUAGGGAGCAAAGGCAUCAAGGGUGGGGGGGGUGGCAGUGGCGGCAGCGGUGGCGGUGGUGGCGAUGGUGGUGGCAGUGGUGGCGGCAGCGGCAGCAGCAGCGGCUGGACCUGUGGCCUUUGUCACUCCUGGUUCCCUGAGCGUGAUGAGUAUGUGGCUCACAUGAAGAAGGAACAUGGCAAGUCAGUGAAGAAGUUUCCCUGUCGCCUGUGUGAGCGCUCCUUCUGCUCUGCCCCCAGCCUGAGGCGCCACGUCAGAGUCAAUCACGAGGGAAUCAAGCGAGUUUACCCAUGCAGGUAUUGCACAGAGGGAAAGCGCACCUUCAGCAGCCGCCUGAUCCUGGAGAAACAUGUCCAGGUCCGGCAUGGCUUGCAGCUUGGGCCCCAGUCCCCUGGCCGGGGGAAUGCCCUGGCUCGCGGUCCCGGUGCCAGAGCCCAGGGGACAGGUCGGAAACGCCGCCAGUCUUCUGACUCUUGCAGUGAGGAGCCUGACAGCACAACACCGCCAGCCAAGUCCCCCAGAGGAGGACCCGGGUUGGGAGGCCAUGGCCCCCUGCGCUACCGAAGCGGUGGACCGGUGGAACAGAGCCUUGCCAUCGGGUUGCGGGUGGGUGGUGGUGCCCAGCAGUGCCUCGACUGUGGCUUGUGCUUUGCCUCCCCUGGCUCCCUGAGCCGGCACCGUUUCAUCAGCCACAAGAAGAGACGGGGUGUGGGUAGAGCCAGUGCCCUGGGGCUGGGCGAUGGGGAGGAAGAGGCCCCCCCUCUGUCAAGGUCUGACCCAGAUGGUGGAGAUUCACCCUUGCCUGCUUCUGCAGGCCCUCUGACCUGUAAGGUCUGUGGCAAGAGCUGCGACAGCCCUCUCAACCUCAAGACCCAUUUCCGCACGCAUGGCAUGGCGUUCAUCAGGGCUCGGCAAGGGGGCAGUGGGGACAACUAGGCCUCAAGCCUGGGACUCACCAGCCCCCCUCUUUCCCAGGAGCCCAGUUUUCCCUGCUGCUGCCUGGUCCCCGGGCUGGGAAGUUUCAUUAACAUUCAUAUUUUGUUCAAAUCCUCUCCCCAACCCCGAAGAAAAAGCUUUUGAGGAUUAUAUUAAUAGUUAUUUGCAGCCUCCCUUUGGGUUAGGCCCUCGGGCCCUAGUAGAGUGGGUCUCCAUUUCUCCUUUCUGAGCCCAACACUAAUUAUGCUCCUGCUGCAGAACCCCCAGUAUGGGACUGGGGGUGGGAGGGUGGGACUUUCAUAUGCCUGCCAGACAGGCACAGGGAAGGACUGAUGGGAGGCUCAUGGACACCCCUCCACAAUUCCUUCAGGCACAGACUGGCAUUUUCCUACUCUGGGCCGGGCCCUGCCAUAACACCCCCCACCCCUAAGUCCCUGGCACUCAAGCCCCCCACCCCUGCAGUGCCUUUCACUUUUUUUUUUUCCCCCCAGAAAUUCAGGGGCUGGGUUAGUGGGGGUGAGUCCUGUCAAGGGGGGGCCCAGGGAGAGGAGGGGACAGGCUCUCAGGAAUCCUUUAUUCUUGUAGUAAUAAUACUAACAGUGGGGAAAUAGGAGGGAGAAAACCAGACCAUUAAAACUGCUCGUGGUUUAACCCCUAUUCAGGCCUCUCUUUUUAUGUGACUUAGACCACGUGGACUUGGGAGGGAGCAAGAGUCAAAACUUCUCGGGGAAGAAGCAGUGUUGACCAAGACAGGCAGGGGAAAGGCAGUCUGCCGCCUCCCCUUUCUGUGUGCUGCUUUCUGUAUCUUGGACACUGAGGUGUCUGUUUACUCAUCACCCAUCCCCUCCCUUCCCCCACCGCCAGGAAAACCAAUUUGGAAAUGACACAGAUGGCUAACUAAGGACUUUAUUUCAAACAAAAAUUAAAAAUAAAAAAUUGAGAGCUA
This is a messenger RNA of Lemur catta (Ring-tailed lemur), 5554 nucleotides long. RefSeq names its product zinc finger protein 687 (gene ZNF687). The record is from RefSeq and is a predicted model, not a curated record. NCBI's taxonomy places the organism in Eukaryota, Metazoa, Chordata, Mammalia, Primates, Lemuridae. Bases 901 to 4608 code for a protein of 1235 amino acids. The transcript is spliced from 9 exons.